This is a messenger RNA of Salvelinus namaycush (lake trout), 3144 nucleotides long. It is a transcript of the gene clstn1, whose product is annotated as calsyntenin 1. The record is from RefSeq and is a predicted model, not a curated record. Gene Ontology annotation, cellular component: postsynaptic membrane; cell surface. The transcript is spliced from 17 exons. The coding region runs from base 191 to 3064 and encodes 957 amino acids. Gene Ontology annotation, biological process: homophilic cell-cell adhesion; positive regulation of synaptic transmission; positive regulation of synapse assembly. Gene Ontology annotation, molecular function: X11-like protein binding; calcium ion binding; kinesin binding. NCBI's taxonomy places the organism in Eukaryota, Metazoa, Chordata, Actinopteri, Salmoniformes, Salmonidae.
AAAACUGCGAGAGAGCGAGUGGCGAUAGAAGGGAAUAGCAAAGCCGCGCUGGGGGCGGCCAUUUUAGGAGUAUCACGGUUGCAGAAUACAUCUUCUGAAAUUGUUUUUCUUGAGAGAGCUAUAUAUUUUAUUAUAGGCGAGGAUAUAAGAAGGUUGUUUUUAUUUUCCCGUGUUGUAAUUCGAAUUUGGGAUGCAGAUCAGAAGGUAUAAACAUUUUGCAUCCGUUGUCGGACUGGUCCUCGGACUAUUAUGUGCGGUGGAGGCAGCUAAAGUUAAUAAGCACAAGCCAUGGAUCGAGACGACGUAUCAUGGCAUCGUAACAGAAAAUGACGACAAAGUACUUCUGGACCCUCCACUUAUCGCCCUGGACAAAGACGCCCCACUGCGCUACGCAGGUGAGAUUUGUGGCUUCAGGAUCCAUGGGCAGAAUGUUCCCUUUGAGGCAGUGGUCCUGGACAAGUCCACGGGUGAGGGAGUCAUUCGAGCUAAGGACAAGCUGGACUGUGAACUCCAGAAGGAGCACACCUUCACCAUCCAGGCCUAUGACUGUGGAGAGGGCCCCGACGGAGCCAACAUGAAGAAAUCUCACAAGGCCACUGUCCACAUCCAAGUGAACGACAUCAACGAGUAUUCCCCAGUGUUCAAGGAGAAGUCCUACAAAGCCACGGUCAUCGAGGGUAAGAAGUAUGACAGCAUCCUGAAGGUGGAGGCAGUGGAUGCCGACUGCUCAUUCCAGUUUAGCCAGAUCUGCAGCUACGAGAUCGUCACCCCAGAUGUACCCUUCACUGUUGACAAGGACGGCUUCAUCAAGAACACAGAGAAGCUGAACUACAGCAAAGAGCGCAUGUACAAACUGACGGUGACUGCCUACGACUGUGGGAAGAACCGCGCCUCAGAAGAUGUGCUGGUCAAGAUCAACAUUAAGCCCACCUGCAAGCCCGGCUGGCAAGGUUUCAACAAGAGGAUUGAGUACGAGCCUGGCACAGGCAGUCUGGCCCUUUUCCCCAGCAUGCACUUGGAGACCUGCGAGGAGCCAAUCACCUCCAUCCAGGCCAACAUCGAGCUGGAGACCAAUCACAUCGGAAAGGGCUGCGACCGAGACACCUACUCUGAGAAGUCCCUGCACAAGCUAUGCGGCGCCAGCGCUGGCACGGUGGAAUUACUGCCUGCACCAAGCAGCUCUGCCAACUGGACGGUGGGUCUGCCCACAGACAAUGGGCAUGACAGCGACCAGGUGUUUGAGUUCAACGGCACGCAGGCCAUCAAGGUGCCCGAGGGUGUGGUGAGCACCAGCCUGAAGGAGCCCUUCACCGUCUCUGUGUGGAUGAGGCACGGCCCCGGGGCCAGGGAGAAGGAGACCAUCCUCUGUAACUCGGACAAGACCGAAAUGAACAGACACCACUACUCCCUCUACGUCCAUAACUGUCACCUCAUCCUGCUGCUGCGUCAGGACCCCGCAGAGGCGGAGAACUACAAACCAGCUGAGUUCCACUGGAAACUGGACCAGGUGUGUGACAAAGAGUGGCACCACUACGUGCUGAACGUGGAGUUCCCCUCCGUGGCUCUCUUUGUAGAUGGGGCCACCUUCGAGCCCUUCCUGGUCACCGAAGACUACCCCCUGCACUCCUCCAAGAUUGACAUGCAGCUCACUAUCGGGGCCUGCUGGCAAGGCGGCAACGCUCGCAUGUCCCAGUUUUUCCGGGGGAAUCUGGCCGGCCUGAUGAUCCGGUCGGGAAAGCUGGAGAACAAGAAGGUGAUCGACUGCCUGUAUACCUGCAAGGAGGGCCUGGAUGUGCAGCUGCCUGAGGAGGUGGCCUCAGCCGUCAAGGUGGCGUUCAACCCCAACCAGUCGUCGCUGACCGUGGAAGGCGAUGACAUUGAGGCUUUCGACAAGGUCAUGCAGCACAUCUCCUACCUGAACUCACGCCAGUUCCCCACCCCCGGCAUUCGACACCUCCGCGUCUCCACCACCGUCAAGUGCUUCAAUGAGGAGACGUGCAUCUUGGUACCGGAAGCGGCGGGAUACGUGAUGGUGCUGCAGCCCGAGGAGCCCAAGAUCAGCCUGAGUGGCAUCGACCACUUUGCCCGCGGCGCUGCAGAGUUUGAGAGCCCUGAGGGUGUGACUCUGUUCCCCGAGCUGCGCAUCGUCAGCACCAUCACCCGCGAGGUUGAGGCUGAAACCGAGCCAGAGGCCACAGAGGCCACAGAGGGGGCAGAGGACGACCCCACAGUUCAAGAGACGGUAGUGUCGGAGGAGAUCAUGCACAACCUGGACACAUGUGAGGUGACGGCACUGGGCGACGAGCUGGACGGAGAGCAUGAGACCUUGGAGGUAGACCAGGCCCAGGUCCAGCAGCGCGGCCUGGAGAUGACCUCCUCCAACCUGGGUCUCGUCCUGACAGGCGUCAACACCAUGGCCAACUAUGAGCAGGUCCUGCACCUGAUUCGCUACAAGAACUGGCACACAGAGGCUCUCUUUGACAGGAAGUUCAAGCUGUUCUGCUCCGAACUCAACGGCCGCUACAUCAGCAACGACUUCAAGGUCGAGGUCAAUGUGAUCCACACAGCCAACCCCAUGGACCAUGCUAAUAAUGCCAUGGUGCAGCCCAAUUUCAUCAACCCAGUGCACCACGCCUCUGUGGACCUGUCCGGACACAACCUGGUCAACGCUCACCAGGCUUCAGUGGUCCCCAGCGCCGCCACCAUCGUCAUUGUGGUGUGUGUCAGCUUCCUGGUGUUCAUGAUCAUCCUGGGCGUGUUUCGGAUCCGGUCAGCCCACCAGCGCACCAUGAGGGACACAGAGGGCGGCAAGGAGAAUGAGAUGGACUGGGAUGACUCGGCCCUCACCAUCACAGUCAACCCCAUGGAGACUUAUGAGGACCAGCACAGCAGUGAGGAGGAGGAAGAAGAAGAGGAGGAGAGCGAGGAAGGCGAGGAGGAAGACGACAUCACAAGUGCUGAGUCGGAGAGCAGCGAGGAUGAGGAGGCCGGAGAGCCAGAGGACCAGCAGGGUGCCAGCAGACAGCAGCAGCUGGAGUGGGACGACUCCACACUCACCUACUAACAGACACACACACAUACACACACUCAUACAUUUUUACAUGCACAUGCAAACACACACUUCUUACACACACAAGCAACACA